AUAAAGUUGAGCCAUUAUUUUCUCUGCAUUGUAAAAAUAUUCCAUAAAAGUUUUACAUGAAUAGAAUUUCUGUACAAGGAGGAGCUGAAAAGAAGUUUGCUUUAGCUAGAGAGGUUAAAAAAAAAAAAAGCAAAUCCAUGUUAACUUGUGUUUGAAGCAUAAGCAAAGUUGAUGGCUUGAAGUUUUGGAGGAAGCAAUGAGGACAAAGAGAAAGACAGACAAAAUAGGAAAGCACAGGCCAAUUUCCCAUGGACCACACCAAAAACAGUAAUCAUAUGUUUCAGUUUCAAACACAAAUAUCAUCUUCAUGAAAUCAAUGCGACCGAGUUACACAGAGACACCAUGCGAUUCUCCAAAGCUUCGUUCCACACUCUCCUCCUGCGCAAGCCUCGUGAAAACCACGUCGUUUUGUCGCGGCGUUUUGUGAUAACCUGCGCGGUGGGUGUCCUUGCGUUGGCGACGAGCCUCUACAUCAUGUGGCCGUCGGAUCCUGAUAUGAAGAUCGUGGGGCUGAGGCUGAGGCGUAUCAAGGUGCACCCUGUGCCGCCCAUCACCCUAGACAUUUCCAUGAUCCUGACACUGAGGGUGCACAACGCUGACGUCUACUCCAUGGACUUCGGGGCAGUCAACGUGGCAGUCGCCUACAGGGGGAAGAUGCUGGGGCACGUGAUGUCCAGGCAGGUGCACGUGAGGGCCAGGGGGUCUUCCUACGUGGACGCUGACGUGGAAUUUGCUGGGAUCAGUGUGCUUCCUGAGCUGGUGAUGUUGCUGGAGGACCUGGCUAAAGGUACUGUACCCUUUGAAACAAUUAGCCAGGCUCGGGGCCAAUUGGGUCUCUUCUUCUUUCACUUCCCCAUGAAGUGAUGCCACUCAGGGUCUGCUCAAGACUCAAGACUCGAAUUUAGAUAGGUGGAAUGGGAAGCACCAAUGUAAGUAUUAGUAAUUAGUGUUGUAGGCCCUAAAAGAUUAAGUACUAUUGUUGAUCGAUGAUACCCCCCAACCGUCUGUAUUCAAGUUACAUAGACUCUGAUUUCAUUGUAACAGUGGGUAAAGAUCAACUCAUAAAUUAUGCUUACAAUCCAUACAUUCUGAUUUUGUAACAAGAUACUUACAUUUUAAUUCUAUUUCUUUUCCGCUCUUCCUCAGAAUUCUUUUCUUGUAACGUUUUUAAUCAGAGCUAACUUGGGUUAUCUCUUUCUAUUUUUCCCAAACAAUAACAAUAACUCUGUUGGUUAGGGACUUAAGUUAAGGUGCUGCUUUAUU
This is a messenger RNA of Cajanus cajan (pigeon pea), 1263 nucleotides long. Lineage: Eukaryota; Viridiplantae; Streptophyta; Magnoliopsida; Fabales; Fabaceae. The record is from RefSeq and is a predicted model, not a curated record.